Messenger RNA from Toxorhynchites rutilus septentrionalis, 7022 nucleotides. RefSeq names its product PRL-1 phosphatase (gene PRL-1). Gene Ontology annotation, molecular function: phosphatase activity. Gene Ontology annotation, biological process: protein dephosphorylation. Bases 2952 to 3497 code for a protein of 181 amino acids. NCBI's taxonomy places the organism in Eukaryota, Metazoa, Arthropoda, Insecta, Diptera, Culicidae. The transcript has 7 exons. The record is from RefSeq and is a predicted model, not a curated record. Gene Ontology annotation, cellular component: nucleus.
GAGACGACGAGCUCCCCAGUGUUGAGUUUUCGUUUCAACUUACGAGUAGUAAAUUAGUUGCUAACCGGAGGACGGUGAUACGUGACGGAAGGCCAAUUCGGUGCGGAAAUUUAAUAGAAAAAGUUUCGAUCCAGCUAGCUCUCGAAUUGUGCAACAGGUUUUUGCUUUCCUAGCUUCGUGAGGUGUGUGCGACUUCAAUCGCAAAGGCGGUAACUUUGCUGGAACUUCGAAGUUCUCGCAUAGGUGUACCGUAAUCGCGGAAUUAACAUCGUCGAUACCCUGAGGGUGGUGCGCUUGAUUAUAAGUGGUGUCAGUAUUAUGCUGGAAGGAACUAAGUGCAAGCUGAAAUCGAUUGAUUCGGUGUAAAAUUGGUAAUAGCCAAGAUUUUCCCCCAAGUGCAAAGUGUGUUUCUCACGAUAAUCGCUAGGACGGCCCGCAAGCGGGCGUUUACCGUUCGAGAAAGUUGCCCGUCGUCAUUUGUCUGUUUGGAGGGGGGGGGACAUCGCUGACCAUUGGAGGGGGGGACACAUUGCGGACGAAAUCGACAGCCGCCGCGAGUGCGAGUGUGCGAAUUUUUCUCGGCUACACUAAACUCUGUCUUACAUGACUGACUGUACCGGACGACAAGAUCCUCCCAAAGUCAAUUACAACGGCGCAAUCGAACCUCUAACCGUGGUUAUAUUGAAGCUCCGCCAGUAUCUACUGCGACGGCAUCAACCGCAUGCAUUCUUCAAGGAAAGUGUAACAUGACCGAGAAGAGAAAGUGAGACGUUUGUGUCUGUCUGUACAUAUUUUUUUUUCUCGAGAGGAAAGUUGUUUUGUUGUUGUGUACACAUUGGAAGAAAACGAGCUUUGUUUUCUAGAAGCGAGUGUUUAAACGGAAGCUGUUUCUGAAACAAGUCACCAGCAGUGGAAAAGUUGCUGUGCAAGGAGCGAUACAAUAGAACGAAGAGUGCCAGUGAAAGCUCUUUUUCCGGAUACCUAAAAAUAGAUUUUCUCGGCAGAUUCUCGACUGGGCGAAAAAACGAGCUGUGGCGACUCGUUCCAACCUCUAUGGAGUUUCAGCUAGACAGCGCAGAAUACUGCCAGGCACAACACAAAUAAACUACACGCCCCCCGUUGUGGCACGCGCCCAAACCAUCGUUUCCCGUCGAAAAGCUGUAGCUGCAGUUUGCUGAGUAGCCCCUCGUUUGUUGUUUUGUUUUGGUUUUUCGGAGACAGACGUGCAGCGCCCUAAACAAAAAAAAAAUAGGACGAGAGUGCGAGUGAGAGAGAGAGAGCAGCGUGUCCGCCUAGGGAGAGAGGAAGAGAGCAGAGGAAGAGGAAGGCCCCGGGAAUUCAGAGAAAGAAAGAAAAACUAACAUCAGAACUUUUUGUGGAUAAAGAUCAAGUGAAAGUUUUCUAUUUUUCGCGCCAAAUCGAGUAGCUAAACGAAGAGAGUAAGGAAGUGGUAUUCAAUAUCGGGCAAAUUAUCGUAAAAGUGUUAUCAGCGUGUCCAUCUCGAGAGCAAACAAAAUAUUGUGACAGAGAGCAAUCAGCAGGAAUUUGAUAUAUAUAGAUUUGACUAGAGCACACUAUCGCUUAACGGUGUGUUGUUCCAAAGGUUAAACUAUUACGUUCGUACUUUUUGUAUUCGCCUUUAUUCUACAACCAAUUCGGUUACCUCGAAAUACUUAACGGAACGGUAAACGGAAUUUGUCAACGUCGGGAUACAGAGUCGCACAUUCACACAACGUAUUUUCUUCGUGAAGCUAUCAACAACUACUCACGGUUUUCACACAUUUCUUUUGAAUUGUUCGUUUGUACGUGUUGAAGCUGUUCUUAUAUCUGCCACCUAAACGAACAACAAUUGGCGGAAACUCAGCUGCUGGAUAUAAAUCUGAUUAAGACUGUCUAAAUUCUAACAACUCAGCGGGUAUUACUUACAGCGCCCGUCAAAGGCUAUCACUAACUGCAAAAAAACAACAACAACUUCAACAUCAUAACAUAAACGUGCAUAAUCACACACAGCACACCGAAGGAGAGCUCAGCUUUUGUGCCGCAACGGAAUAUUUAAUGCAAAUUAUCAUCCACACCCGUGUCGCAUCCUAUCAUCGUAUCGUCUAGUUGUCGUCUAGAAGCACAUAACACAUCGUAAGGGGAGAGAGAAACCUCUGUCCGCGCCCUACACUUGGUGGAAGCAAACGUAAUUAUCCUAAAUUGAAUGCCCGGCCGACGGCCUACGGAGAGAGAAACGAAGAAGUUAGCAAAUUAACUACCGAGAAAGGAGAAGGGUACCCAACAGCACACAGUAGAGCGCAGCGCACUGACAAGUAUAAGAUCGAUCACCUUCAUUGCAACCUUCCAGGGCGAGAAACAGCACACGAACUGAGUCACAGUGCCGGUGUUUACACACGAGAACCGUACAGGGAAAAGAGCAUCUCUCCCUAAGAGGUUGCCCCCGACGAGAAGAUACAGUCUGCCGGCGCCACGAGCAACAAGUCUUCAUCGCGGACUCUAAGUUGCUGUAGUGUUGAUCCUCCGAUGGAAUAUACGACGCAGUACUGAGCAAUAACUUGUCUUCGACUGAACGGAAGAGAAAGGAAGCAGCAAAAUCGGGAAGUGAUCCUCACCAACCGUGUGUGUAAUCGUUUGAUUUGGUCGCUGAAGUACAAAAGAAUCAGCGCGGAAAGCAAAUAUUCUAUAAUUUGUGAUAUAGUAUACAUCAUAUUGUUUUUUAAAAGAAAUUGGUUUUAAUCUCGGUGAAUCAGCGCAGUCAGCUCCGGAGGAGUGUGGAGUAAUUUUAUCUUGGGGGAGGAAGUGGAAAAAACCAACCAGCGCGAAUCGUCACGAUAAGAAGAACAGUUGGUACCUACUACACCUAGCUCUAGAGCAGGGUUGUGUUCAACCGCACUAUUUCUCUCUGCCGCCGAGCAUCCCCUGUUGACUUUCGAAUCGGUGGAUAUCGUUUAAUGACAACCGUCAUCAUGCGCCAGAAGGACAUCAGACCAGCGCCGGCCCGGAUCGAAUUCAAGGGCAUGAAGUUCCUGAUCACUGACCGUCCGUCGGAUCACAACAUCCAUUCCUAUAUAACGGAGCUCAAAAAGAACAACGUCUCGGUGGUGGUUCGCGUGUGCGAGCCAAGCUACAAAAUCGAGGAGCUCGCCAACAAGGGCAUCGUGGUGCGUGAUCUUGCCUUCGAAGAUGGAACUUUCCCGCCCCAGAAUAUUGUCGAUGAGUGGUUCGAAAUCCUGAAGCAGAACUUUCUGUACAGGUUCCAGGAGGAUCCGGAGGCGUGCGUGGCGGUGCACUGCGUGGCUGGCUUAGGCCGAGCGCCGGUUCUGGUGGCACUAGCGUUGAUUGAACUAGGACUUAAGUACGAGGCAGCUGUUGAGAUGAUUAGAGACAAAAGGAGAGGUGCUAUCAAUGCCAAACAACUAUCAUACUUAGAGAAGUAUAAGCCCAAGUCACGACUAAAGCACAAAAAUGGUCAUAAGAAUUCGUGCUGCGUGCAAUAAAACUAUCAAAAAUCCCACCAGUUAAAGUGUUCAUUUUAAACAAAAUUUGAAACGAGAAAGAAAGCCGACAGAGAGCAGGACAUAACCAGACCACAAACCGACGCGCUAGUUUUCGUGGAAGUGAGAAUCCAAACCCCGCAGGGGCAGAGGAGGAAGAAGUGUUAGGAUGCAUGCAAGGUGGUGUUACUAUUACAACACACAAACAGAUCGGCAACUUUACCAAUGCUUUAAGUAACAGAGAGAAAACAGAAGCUAGCUACAACACAACAGAAACACUUAACAACACACGAGAGGAGAAAGUAACGAGACGGACAGGAAGAAAGAGAGAGAUUAGAACUAGGUGAACUGUAAGGCAAAUUAUAUAUACACGUAACAAGAGAAAAAAACUAAAUAAAUAACUGCAUAUAAAACUAGAAAAAAGGAAUAAAAUCCCAAUAUUGUAUGAGUAUAUAAAUUAUCGAAACACACACACAAUCGUAACACUUUUUUAAAGCGCCAAAACUGAGGCGACUCCAACAAAGAAAAAAAGAGGAAAGUAUCAUCAAUUGUGCGUAGGGGGUGGCGGAUAUGUAAAUGGGAGGCGAAAGAGGAUAUUUUGUCGCAAACCGGGAUUUGCUGCACGUGGUGUUGUUUCUGACACCGAUUGAUCACCAAUUAACAAACAGACUGCAGAACACACUAUAGAUAUGAUAAUUUAGUCAAAUUAUUACAGAUGAAGAAAAUGAGAGAGUGAUAGGCGGAUAGGUAACGCAAAUUUUGUAAGCUUAUGUUUUAUUAAGUGCCAAUAGCCAGGUUUUUUUGUUGUUUUCGUGCGUUUAAAUUUACCAGGUUGUGGUCGAACACAUACAAAUGGAUUGAAGGAAAGCUUGUGCAAUAAUAGCCACUGGAUCGGGGAACAGAUCGAUUUUUAAACUAGGGAAAGGGAGUAAACCAUACAGCAAACACACUGAGUAGAUAAUCAUCAGAUAUUGAUGCAACAGGAGGCGGACGAGUGCGUGGAUUGGUUGGAUUGUGAGAUUUUUGGCUGAACGGAAGGAGGAAAUACACGCGCAUGAUUUGGAAUUGACCUAAUAAGGCAUAAACUUUGAGGAGAUGUGCUGUUUUCUGAAGGUUUCUGAACGAAUUUCACAAACGCUCUUUUGGAAAUAAAAUCUUAGGCUGAGGGAUCAAAGAAUUUGAUGAUUCUUAACCAAGUUAUUUGCCCUGAAUGCAUUGCUGGACAUGCAGCCGACACUUUUAUGCUUUGAAACUUUCUCGAGCUCUGUUGGCCAUAAUCUGUCCGGAUCAGGGCUUGGAAAUAUUGAGCUUGUUAAGUAAUAUUGAAAACAUAUUUUUAACAGUGUAACGCGUUUAUUUUGCUUGUCGAUGCUGCUGUCAUUCAUUCGAUGUCAAACAAAUUUGGAACUGUGUUCAUUCAUAUUUAUUUUGUACUAUCUGAGCUUUCCUUAUAGUUCGAGUUAUGAAAAUUCAUUUCCAUUUAUUCAUUACCAUUGAAUUUCCAGGAAUGUUGUGAAUGUUCAUUAUCAAUAUCCCGAUAAGUGUGUGAUUUCACAUUCACAACUAAGGAUUGUAUAGGCUCGGACGGCGAGGAAGCAUUCUGCCGAAUCGAUCCGAGUAGCGAAUGCAAAUUUCGUCAGCCAAAGCUAGAUGUUGGCAAUUUAAUCCGCUAAUCCUACAGCACAGUUUGAUCCGUUUGCAAAAGGAAGCUCGAAAUAUUUCCAUUGCGGUCGUGUCUUAGACCACCACCAUUUUAUCUUAUGAAAUUUGAGUCAAGACGGUAUUUUUUUACAUCGGAAUUGCUUUUUGAAGCAUUUCUGACAAGUGGAAUUGGAGUUGCAUAUUCACUAUGUAAAAUGAAAGCAUUUUAAAUGAGACGGAAACCUUGCAUGCUUGAACCAUUUAAUUUUUGACGUAGGACUACGUCUUUCAUUUCUAUACCGGGGUGUAGAAUCAAGAUUUCGAAAAGGAAAGCGUUACGCCGGAGACCGAGAUUUUGAGCGUUAAUAGCUCCUAAACAACUGAACGCUUCAUUCGAAAGAUAAAAUGUCUACGCGUUUUAUACUUGUUACUUUUUGAUCCAAAAACUUGUUUCAAUAGUCUUAAAAUUGCUUUCAAAGCAGGCUAUUGAAAUCACCAAUCAGUAUAUAACCGAGCGCCGCUCGAAAAUCCACUCAGUUCUAAUUGAACAGCGAUUGGAGCAUGUUGUCGCUGUUGUGGUGAAGCUCUUCGUUUAUCAGCGCUUUCAGCUGAUGAACGGUGUCACCAAGAGCCUGUUUGUGCACCUUAGGCCAGACAUGAAUCCAUCAGGAGGAGAGUGAUGCCACAAACGGUUCCCCGGGAAGAUCUCGAAGCAGCCGCUACACACACACACAUACACGCGCGGAAUUAUUUCCGUUUGGAUGCCAUUCAGCAUCGAGAAAGAUCCGGAAAAUAAUCUGCCAGUUCCUCUUGGAAUUUAAAAUUACAUUCAUGUGAAAGAGUUUAUUUUGAUGUUUCCUAUCCAUGUAACACUGUGACCAAAUAUUUUUCAAUCAAGUGCUAUUAACAGAUGGUUAUCGAUUUAGCAUUAACCACUGGUGGGCUUCCAGUAUCGAGGAAAAUGUGGAAAUAUCUAAUCGUUACUGAAAAUAAUCUGCCAGUUCCUCUGGGAAUUUAAAAAUACAUUCAUGUGAAAGAGUUUAUUUUAAUGUUUUCUAUCCAUGUAACACUGUGACCAAAUACAUUUGGUUUUGUGAUUUUUUAAUCAAUCGCAAUUAACAGGAUAGCUUCUGAAUAUUAUUCUUCCCCAUUAGUAGGAUAUUUUCUUAUCCAAUAUUGGAUGCAUAAAACCAUGUACCUCCAACGUAACGCUCUCGUUUCCGAAGUCCCUCAAAUAUUCAUUUAUUCAUUCAUUCAGAAUGGAUUCAGAUUUAACUUCAAACAAAGGAUCACUGAAUCAACGAUAGUCGUACGUUACCAUUGCGGUUAUACCAUAGAUAUAACCCACUUUCUGUUUUUGUCACUAUUAUUGGCAUUCGUGUUCUUAAUUGUGGCUUUUCAACGAAGCUCUGAACACGACUGAAUCAGACGGUGCUUAGAGGUGGAAUGCCACUGAGGGAACUGCCUUCUGCAAGAUCAUAUUUGAGCAAACGAGCAUUUGAGCAUUUGAGUGAAUUAUUCAGAAUAACAUUUAAUCGACAAACUCUGCCUGGAAUAGGCUCCUUUCGUCAGAGCGAAAAACUGAAAUUUAAAAAAUUGGAAAAAGUACUAUUAUCUCAUAGGAAUUUGAAUCUUUUUUCCUCUAGUCAUGAAAAAGGCAAAAAAAGCAAGAGCCAAACAAAAAUUUAUCUUCUAUAUUCGUCACAUUGUUUACUUGUCUUACUAUUUUUAAUAUGUAUGUUUUAGGUAAAAUAAAACUAGAAGUGGGUUGUAUCUGUGAUAUAACCGCAAGGUAAACGUAGGACUACCGCUGGCUCUGUAAUCAUUUGUUUGUAAUUGCAUCUGAAUCAAUUCUCACUGGAUGAAUAAAUAAUAAUUAUUUCUAAA